AUGGUGCAUUCCAAACCCGAGGAACCCACAGGCUCAACGGCCGAGACACCGGCAAUGGGUGCGGAGGAGCCGAAACUAGGGCAUCCCUCUUCUCCCUCAAACGCCCAUGAACGAACCUCAACGACCGCCGACUUGAAGGGGAAAGCAGAUGAGUCAGACGAAGAAGAAUGGUGGCCGCGCAUCAAGACGGGGACCGAGGAGCCCAAGCAAACUGCAAAGUCUGACGAAACAGAUGAAGCAGGCGAGACCGAAGAAACAGAAGCCGAGACCCCCAAGAUGACGCACGACUCAAUGGUCACUGUUAGGCUCUCUGAGCCGCCAUCUCUGAGUCUCGAUACCACGGCCGUCACACCCGGUGCCGAACCGGUAACGCCCACCUCACCCAUUGAAGAAGAGACAUCAACAGAUGCCGACAACGACAGUCUCGAAAAGAAAGAACAUACCGAAACUCGUGACAGUCUUAUGAGAAUACCUCGAGUCUCAGCACCUAUACAAUCACCAACCGACGCUAACCGUACUCUCCAAGACGAACUCGGCCUGUAUGGUGUGGAUGGUAAUGAAACUGAUUCAUCCGAGGAUAACGAAGAAGUGAAUUGGGAGCAGCUUGAAAAAACCGAGGACGAACAAAUGAAGGAUGAGGAAACGGACAACUCCACUGCUCUUCUCCUGGCACGUCUGGAACAGGAAAAUGCAAAGUUGGCUACUAACCCGAAGAGCGUCAAAGUUCAGACUGUGGAAAAGCUCUCGUCGACAAAACCCCGGCCGCCGUCCAUGGCGCAACUGAGAAAAAUGGUCAGCGGCCCAACGCCAGCUGCCCUACGAUACUCCAUGCUGCCCCCUCCCCCAAUGACCGAUUUGGAAUUUUAUGCGGCUCUUGUCAAAGAUUACCAGCAAACGGCAGCUCGUCUGCCAACUCUCUUGUCUAACAAAAUUCGCAAGGGUAUCCCGCCUCCAUUGAGAGGCGUCGUAUGGCAGAGCAUGUCAGGUGCUCGUGACUCAGUUCUCGAGGAACAAUACGAACGUUUCUGUGGCGAAACUAGCCCAUAUGAGCUCCUCAUCGGCAAAGACCUUGGUCGAAGUUUCCCUGGAGUUGAUAUGUUCCGUGACCCCGAUGGCGACGGGCAACGUAUGUUGGGCAGAGUACUGAAAUCCUUCAGCCUGUACGAUACAAAGAUAGGCUACUGCCAGGGGCUGGCAUUUCUUGUUGGGCCUCUGUUAAUGCAUAUGCCCGACAAACAGGCGUUUUGCGUACUAGUUCGUCUCAUGGAGAAGUACGAUCUACGAGAAUGUUUCCUGCCUGACUUGUCUGGAUUACACGUUCGCAUAUACCAGUUUCGCGAACUUCUUCGGCUGAACAUGCCUGCGUUAGCUGAUCAUCUUGACGAGCUCCAAGUAGAGACAGCAUAUGUUUCGCAGUGGUUCCUCAGCUUCUUUGCCGUGACAUGCCCUUUGCCGAUGCUAUUCCGAAUCUACGACGUCAUCUUUGCUGAGGGGGCCUCUGAGACUUUGAUGCGUGUUGCACUAUCGCUCAUGAGAAAGAAUGAAACGCGCCUUCUGGCGUGUACAGAGCUGGAAGAUGUAAUGCAGCUUCUUCUAUCUCGAGGACUAUGGGACUGCUACCACUACAAUGCGGAUGAGUUUGUGCAGGAUUUCGCCAGCUUGAGUGGCGUCGUCACUAGAGAGAGGUUGUCACAGCUAGCGCAAGCAUACAGGGAGUCCCUAAUUGCAACAGCUAAUGCUGCACGAAUGUCCGACAUUACGACUGCUGCCAGCCGUUUCCUUGGUCGCAUCUGGGCCGCAUCAAGCAAGAAUGGCAGCUUAGCCCCAGCUUUGAUAGCCGGUCCUGCUCGACCGCUGAGUAUGCUUCGCCGCAGUACCUCUAAGCAAAGCAUAGCUUCGACGCUCAACUCCAUGGAAGCAAGCUCUAUAAGCGUUGUGAGCACCGCAUCCACAGAUGCAUCUACAAUCUCCCGAGACUCCGCAAAUGGUGACGACGAGCCAUCAAGCCGAGAAUCGACCCCGGUUGGCCCGAAAACUAUGGCCAAUACCAAAACUACGGAAGAGAGAUAUCUACACAGUCAAAUCGAGGAUUUGUUGACGGCUCUAAGCGAAUUGCAGAGGAAUCAUGCGCUUCUUUCUAAUCAGCUGCAAUCCGAACGAGAAGAGCGGGAGGAGGACAGAAGGACUGUUCGGUCACUUCUAGAUGGCUUGCGUAAAAGGGCAGUUAAUCAUGAUGAAGCGAAGGGCCAAGAAGAGAUAAUACCGCAACUGGGGACUGAGGAAGAAGAGCCCCCCAUCAUCGCAAUGGAAGAUGAUGAUGCGACACCCACAAUAGAGGAUCCGGUGCUGGAGCCAAAAUCCACAGCCGAGGACGGUGACAGCGAAGAUGCGCCAUCAACGGAAGAUAUGAAAGAGCUUUUGGACAGAGUCGAGAGUCGCUUCGCGACCGAUGACGGAAACAGAAAGCAUCGAUCGUCAAUGCUUCAAUCCAAGCCCCAGCUUCGUGAAGAGCUACUCAACACCAAGGGUCAACUUGCCAGCGCUGUAUCACACUCUCAAGAGCUUAGUCGCCGAAUACACGAAAUGGAUCAGGAACUCUCCUCUUUGAGGGAGCAACUACGCGAAAGACAUGGGCAUGUGAGGACGUUGCAUCAAGACAAACAGCGAUUGGAGAAGCAGAUUCAUGGUAUGAGAGCCAGAAUUUCCAGCAGCUCUGUAUCAGAGCCUAAUAAUCGAGAUGCCGAUCCAGAUUGGGUGGGGAAGGGCAAGAAUGGCGGCUUAAGGGAAUUCAAGCUUGGCCGAAGCAAAUCAACGCCGCAGGCUCCUGGUUAUUGUAAAAGAAUCUCGUCUCUGCCCCAAAAUCCCGAGUCUGUAAUCGCUGCGGGCUCAGGAGUGGCGACACCGCCAAAUGAACACGAGGCAUUACUUCUCGAGCUCGUCCAAGCCAAAACAGCUGAGGCGACAGCGAAGCAAGAGGCUGAAGAGGCCAAGCAAAAGCUAGAGGCUCUCCGAAAAGCACACGUUGUACCAUCGUCAGAGUCUCAUGCUUCUUCACCUGGCUCGGCCUCUCUUGGGGUUUUCGGUCGACUCACCGGACAAGCAACGACGCCACCUGCCGAAAAUAACCUUAAACCAACAGCGGCCACUGCUGGUACGUCCCCUAACACAGGAGGAUUCUGGGGAUGGAGGAGAUGA
Molecule: messenger RNA, 3195 nt
Organism: Metarhizium brunneum ARSEF 3297
Lineage: Eukaryota; Fungi; Ascomycota; Sordariomycetes; Hypocreales; Clavicipitaceae
Gene: EVI5L
Product: EVI5-like protein
Source: RefSeq, a predicted model, not a curated record